Molecule: messenger RNA, 1193 nt
Organism: Magnolia sinica
Lineage: Eukaryota; Viridiplantae; Streptophyta; Magnoliopsida; Magnoliales; Magnoliaceae
Product: oligouridylate-binding protein 1-like
Exons: 6
Coding region: 449-706 (85 amino acids)
Molecular function (GO): mRNA binding
Source: RefSeq, a predicted model, not a curated record
AACCCUAGAUCGCUAUUGUAUCCGCUCAGAUCUACCUCCACACCCAUUUCUACACAUUUUCAUGUUAGAUCUCGGAAAAACUAGGGUUUUGGGGGAUUUCUUUUCAUGUAAACAUCUGGAAGAUGUGAGAAGCGCUCCUGUUUCAAUAUCCCUAUAAGAAUCCGUUUUUCUCCAUUUCUCUCUCCAGAAGAUCGACGGAACCGAUUUCUUGAGCAAACAGAAGCAAAAUCAUUCGCGUUUUUGGGAAUUGCGGAAAAGUCAAACCGAGAACUGAGUCUUUUGGAUGGAGGAAUCGUUUGGAAGGAUUCAAGAGAAGAAAACGGUAACCAAAAAAUUCUCCUGUCGAAGCAUUCUCGGAGUAGAUAUUGAUGCUGUUUAGAUUUUGAUUCUCAAAUUGUGGCUUCUGUCUUCUGCAGUUACGCUCAGGCAAUCAAGGUAAACUGGGCAUAUGCCAGUGGCCAGAGGGAGGUUACUUCAGGCCACUUCAACAUCUUUGUUGGCAACCAAAGUCCUGAAGUCACUGAUGGGACUCUGUUUGCAUGCUUUUCAGUGUAUUCCAGCUGUUUGUGAGUUCCCUACUGCUUUUCAGAAGAUGCACGGGUUAUGUGGGAUCAUAAAACUGGGUGCUCAAGAGGAUUUGGCUUUGUUUCUUUCUGUAAGCAGCAGAUGGAGGAGGUCAAGAGAAUGUAAGUGCCGAGGCCCCUGAAAACAACCCUGCAUUUUCAACCGUCUAUGUUGGUAAUCUUGCACACGAGGUAAAAUAGAAGAACUGAGACAUUGUGUUGGCUGCAUGGUUUGUAUAAUUGAGAGAAAAAAAAAUGCCCCUUAAAUUGAUGCCCAUGCUUUGCAGCAUGUUUAUUUUUAUCAUCUGUGCUGGCAUUUCCUGUUUUUCCUGUUUCAAUGGCCAAUUCGUCAGGCGACUCAAACUGAACUCCAUCGCCAGUUUCAUUCUCUUGGGGCUGGUGUCAUUGAAGAAGUGCAUGUACAGAGAGAUAAAGGUUUUGGAUUUGUAAGGUACCAGUACCACACACAUGAUCAAGCAGCCCUGGCCAUGGAAUCUAUGUUGGCACCUGGCAACUUAAUCGGGUGCCCAUGGAUAGCUGCAGCGUUACUCAAUUAGCAACUGCUUCCCAGAAUCUGUCACAAGUUGGACAUAUAACUGUUUCCCAUGAAUGGAUUAUAAAUUAAUUAAA